UGGAAACACUGUAACUCAAGGCAACUCGGUGUGCAGCAGCAGCAGCAGCGUUUCCUUCCAUGGAUUGAAGGGGGGGGUCCCUCUUGUUCGUGUCGCCUCAGAGCAAAUGAAGCCGGCCGGGGACAGAGUAAGACUGGGUUAACACGCUCAUCUGUUACCAGCAUUUGACUUUGCGAGGAAGGGAGCUUUUCCUCGGAGCCCGCGGAGCCAGGCAUCAGCACUGAGAAUCUUCCAGAGCCUCCACAAAGGCUCAUACAGGUGACAAGAGUGGCCAACUUCGCGGCACCGCCUGCGCUGACGCGCGCAGAAGUGCGUUUCUGUCCAGCGGCGGUGCGCUGCGUGAGAUCCGCCGCUCUUGUUUUUGACGUGACAUUUCCUCUUGCGCCGCUCGUGCAUAUGUGGCCACAUAUGACGCAUUUGCGCCUGUAGCUGUUUUUUCUUCUUCUUUUCUCUCUCUCUCUAACGCCGGUUUUUCGGGCGCUGGAGUGAUGCGUUUAUCGGACAAGUUUCCGUGCUGAUUGAUGUGCUCGUCAUGUCCGCCUGGGUUUAACUUGCGCGUUUCUCCGUAGAGUCGCGCAGAGCACAGUGGCAUCGGUGCAGAAGUUGUUUGGGAAUAAUAAGAAUAAGAGUGCGGAGCGCAGAGGAGGAAAGAAAGAGGCGACGGCGGCGUUCAGAGGGUGUUUAGUGGCUGAAUUUACUACCAGCAUCAUCAGCAUCUCCGUGUGAGGAUCCAAACUGCGGGAGACUGCUGCUGCUCACUCCUCUUCAUCUUCACACUAACUGUUUUUUUUUUGGUGUGUGCAGAAGCCAGACAGUGAAUUCCAGGUCCUGAAACCACAGCUGCGUAAACUUGGCCAGAUCUGGUGACAUUGUAGCCUCCGUGUGUGUGUGUUUGCGUGUGUGUGUGUGUGUGUGUGUGUGUGUGUGUGUGCGCGCGUGUGUGUGUGUGUAGCAUGUGUGUGCGCUGAGCAGCCUGGAUGGAUAUGCGGCUCACCGAGGGAAUUUGAAAAGCAAAGGGGGGAUUACUAUCAGUCCCUCUCCUAUUAUAACCUCAAAAUGGAUGCCGACGACAGGCUGUGGAGACGCCACUGGAUUAGCCACUCUUGCCCUGAUCUGCUUGACAUCUAAGCGGCACGAGCGUUCAAAGUUUGGAUAAUCUAAAAGGCUAAAGGUGUAGGAUGCAGUCUGGAGUGAAGACCCUCUCCGCAGGUGGAGGUGCGUCACUCUGCUGCCUGCUGCUCCUCUGGCUCAUCUACUCCCAUCUGCUCAGAGAGGGCCAGUUGGCGGUGGGGACGUGCGAGAUAGUGAUGCUCAACAGAGACAGCAGCGUUCCCAGGCGGACCAUCGCCAGGCAGACGGCCCGCUGCGCCUGCCGGAGAGGCCAGAUCGCCGGGACCACGAGGGCGAGGCCGGCCUGUGUAGACGCGCGAAUCGUGCGGAGCCGUCAGUGGUGUGAGAUGGUUCCCUGCCUGGAGGGCGAGGUCUGCAGCCUCCUGUUCAACCGAUCCGGCUGGACCUGCACCAGGGGCAGCGGUCGCAUCAAGACCGUCACGCCUUUGCCCAAGGAGCCGUCGUAGGAAUGCGGAGGGAAAACAGCAGGCUCUUUGACGGGAUUCAAAGAAGGAACCGAUGCCAGUCACUACAACCAAACAUUGUGUCCAUUCACCGACGAGACUCCAAAACUUUACACCGGACCUGACCUUCUGUAAAAAAAAUAAAUAAAUCAAUACAUUUAAAAAAAAAAAAAAAGAAAAGAAAAAAUAAACUAAAUAGAUAAAUGAAAAAAACGACCCUGAGCUUCUCCAGUCGCCACAGUGAAAGACUCUCGGCAGACGCUUCUGAGAACUCUGAGAAGUCUCGAGCGAGCAGCAUGGUACACCAUCGGCAUUGAAUCUUUACCGCAGUCAAAUUCACAGACACAUCAUAGAAGAAAAUCCCUGUAAGGAACAGUUUUGAACAGGGCAGCGGAAUAUUCAUUGAAGUACUGUACCUUUUGUUUUUUUGUUUUUUUGGUUAGCCACCGUCUGGUCUGCAGGGGAUGGCUCCUUGAAGAUUUUUUUCUUUUUUUUCCUUUUUUUUUGUACCUUUGUGGCUUGAUUUAGACUUUGUCAGAAGGUCUUUCAAAAGUCAGCCCCUUCAUCUUCUUUACUGUCACGGCUGUGAAGCUGUCCGGGGGUUUGUAUCCCUGCCAAGUUUCUUUAAUGACACGCUCGCCGCUAAAGAGCGGUGUCUUUAACACUAAGGCUGAGCCCAGGCCGCGUCGUCCGUCGGACUCUCAAACACCUUCCUCUCAUUCGGCGGGGGUGAAACUUUACAAGGUCGGAGCCUUCCAAAAAAAAUCUCUGCGUACAGUAGCUACACAGUGUGGACAAUGUGGACGGUGGGGGGGAUAAAAAAAAAAAAAUAAAAGCAUGAAAGUCUAUUGGAAUGUCACAGAAGGGACGACACAGACGAGUUGAGUGUCCUUCCUCGGUGAAUGAAAGUCGUGAUGGUGAAAUGUGGACGUUUUGGAUGACUAAGCUUAUAACUUAUGUUUUAUUUUUGUUGUUUUGUUUUUUUUAAUGUGGUGCCAACAUAGACUAGAAGAGUAGUUUUUGUCAAUGAACCUUGCACAUCUUGUACACACCACCGGGAGCAAUUAGCAGAUACGGACCCCUGGCUUAUUUUAAUGGUCUAUACUUUGUGUGUGUGUGUGUGUGUGUGUGUGUGUGUGUGCACAUUUGCAUCUGUCCAUGUGUGAAAAUAUGAGUGUGUGUGCCUGUGUGAGUGUGUGUGUGUGUGUGUGUGUAUGUGCCCAUGCAGAGAUACACUGUGAAAUAAGUCAUAUCCGAUGCAUUAUUCAUACUCUUGUAUAUUUUUGGGACACGCCCAGACCUGAACUCACCGUCUGGCAAAAAGAAGCAUUUGUGAUUUUACAGAUGUUGGAUUCCAUUUGAAUCUUCGCAGAUGACUCCCGUGUUUGCAUUUUUCUUUUUCUUUUUCUUUCUUGUCUUUUCUUGAGUACAUAGAGAUAUUUAUAUUGGGGGGGAAUAUUAUUGAAACUGGGGGAAAGAUCUAAAGUAUGUCACAUAAGUUAAAUUCUGUAAUUAAAAUCAAUUUAUGUGUGAUUAAAUGCA
Seriola aureovittata is the source of this 3116-nucleotide messenger RNA. RefSeq names its product TAFA chemokine like family member 5, like (gene tafa5l). The transcript has 5 exons. The record is from RefSeq and is a predicted model, not a curated record. The coding region runs from base 1179 to 1577 and encodes 132 amino acids. NCBI's taxonomy places the organism in Eukaryota, Metazoa, Chordata, Actinopteri, Carangiformes, Carangidae.